This is a messenger RNA of Penicillium soppii, 2094 nucleotides long. RefSeq names its product DNA cytosine methyltransferase. Gene Ontology annotation, molecular function: methyltransferase activity. The transcript has 6 exons. The record is from RefSeq and is a predicted model, not a curated record. Lineage: Eukaryota; Fungi; Ascomycota; Eurotiomycetes; Eurotiales; Aspergillaceae. Bases 1 to 2094 code for a protein of 697 amino acids. Gene Ontology annotation, cellular component: nucleus.
AUGGCGUUUUCCAUGGAUCGACCCCGUUAUUCGCCUCGUCGCUUGGAAUUCGAAGAGUAUACCCAUAGCGGUAUGACAGGAAACGAAUUCGGGAAGAUGACAACAUUUCCUGUUGAUGAUGUAUGCAUGGAUGACUGGCCCCCCGCUUCAAGCCCAUCCGUGAAGCAGGGGGUCUCUCACAGAUUCGUACGUCCCGGAAACAAUGGCGGCAUGGUAAUUGAUUUGACCGGCGACGACGACAUCGUUGACGACAUCGUCGAGGACAACAUGAUCAAUUUCACCUCCGCGGAUCUCUCUAGCUCCACCGCUCUUGCGAUUCAACAAACUGCUUCUCUCAAUAUUUCUUCAAUCAUGAAUCGCUUUGUCAGCGACAGCUCCCUUGUAGAGGCAUUGCAAAGGAUGGACGUGGACCUGCCGAAUGCAACUGAUCGCCGUACUCACGCUACCAGCCCCAAUCAGCCAACAGCCGACUCCGAUGUGGAAAUAUACAAUACCCCCGAGGUCUCCUUCAUUACUCAGCGGGAAAUCCGCAACCUGACAAACAACACGGCCCCCAUAGGCACUCGAUCUUUUUCAUCGAUUAUCGACUUAUCUAGCGAGAAGCCUGGUUCGCCCAACAAGACCUCUCCCCGCAAGAACGUUGGAGAGGUUCGCAAUGUCCCGGAAAAAGAGCCGUACACCCAUGUCAUGAAUGGAAUCGUGUACAAGCCCGGUAUGUGCAUUGAGUUCAAAGACGGAUCCUUCAUGAAGGUGACCGAGGUCAUUCCCCAGCCAGAGAGCUUGUGCUUCGCUGGCUGGCGUCUUUAUCGGACAACCGAUAACCAAUGUGACACUUUCCUGCCCAAACUCCGCAAUGAGCUUGUUUGGCUCACUCAGAAGGACGGGCUCAUAAGCUCCGAUAACAUUAAGCGAAUUGUCAACAUUCGUUUCACCAACUACCGUGUUCCCUUGCGUGAGAAUCCUCCGAUGUUGACUUGCCGUCUUAAGUUGACUAUGCGCCAGGCCGGCGUGAUCAUUGUGUGGAGUCGGGCCCCUAUUACUGCUGACGACAAUGCCAUUGAGUAUCUUGAAUACCACGAUGCAGACCCUGGUUUCCAGGAGAAGUCCACCAUGGCCUCGGAGAAUGAGCGCAAGGGCAUCAUCGAACUCGAACCUGAGCGUACAUACUCCUUCGGUGACGCCUAUUGUGGCGGUGGUGGUGUGUCCUGCGGCGCAAAGCAGGCUGGUAUCAAGAUCAAAUGGGCCACUGACCGGGAUCAGCAUGCUCUGGCCACUUAUGAGCUCAACUUUCGGGAUGUGGAGAUUGAGCGCGCGGACUUUUACGAUUUUCUGACCAAUUCCCCGGACUUCCUGCGGGUAGAUAUUGCUCAUUGCUCUCCGCCUUGCCAGACUUGGUCUCCCGCUCACACAGUCCAGAGCAAAAAUGACGAUGCUAACUCUGCCUGUGUCUUCAGUGGUGUAGACCUGGCCAGGGCGACCAAGUGCCGCAUUCUGACCAUCGAAGAGACCUCUGGUCUCGUCAAUCGCCAUGUACUGGUUUUCAAUCGGAUAGUGCUAAGCCUGCUGGAGCUUGGCUAUGCUGUGCGGUGGUCAAUUUUGAGUUGUGAUCAUUACGGAGUUCCCCAGGAGCGUAAGCGAGUAAUGGUUAUUGCUUCAGGACCUGGUGAGGUUCUGCCUCAUUAUCCUGACCCCACUCAUGGAGACCCUGGUUAUGGCAGCAACCUUUCCCGCCGCGAAAACAUUCGUACCACUAUCGGCCAAAUCCCCGAAGACGCUGAUGACCACAAUCUCGCCAGAGUCAUCACUCGGUGGCAGAACAGCCACCGGGAGUCAUUCUCCGCCGACAGUCUGGCCCGCACUAUCACUUGCGGAGGGGGUGAGUUCAACUAUCAUCCCUCAGGCACCCGGGCCUACACCGACCGGGAGAUGGCUAUGCUGCAGACUUUCCCCAUGGACUACCAGUUCUCGGGGAAAUGCACCCGCAAGCAGAUCGGUAAUGCCGUACCUCCUCGCUUCGCCGAGGCCGUUUACGGGGAAGUGAUCCGGUCUCUUCGGGAGACCGACAAGGAAGAGAUCGAAGGAAAGUUCAAGUAG